CCACUACAACCUUUAUUUUCCCCUGUGUUCCCGCCAUGCCCCGCUACCCACGGCUGUUUGUCAAUGGUGAAGGCAAGCCGCUCUCCUUCCUCAUCACUGGCUGUGUGAAUCCCCGCAAACUGACCAGCUUAAUCAAGGAGCCAAUUUGUUGAUGUUGGAGGUAUCAUCUGCAUAGCUCGCUUCCAUGACGUCACAGCCAGGAUUUCCGUGGCGCAUAAAUUAUGAGGUCGUGCGACGGUGAAGAGGGCGGCGGAGAGAAGCAACGUGGGGAUAACGGGCGUAAGUAUUGGUGGGUUAGGUGAACUGAGGCCAGUACUGCAGAGAACACGUCACCUCUAACUAGUCAAGGAGGAAGGGGGCCGGGUGGUGACAAAGGAAGGGCCUCACACUGUUGUCCUGGUGCAGUACUCCUCCCUCAUUGACUGCACACCACUGCCAAACACCAACGCGUUCCUUACCUCCUUCAUCACCGAUUCUGUCAGGCUGGGACGACUCCUGCCCCUCAAGAACUACUGGGCAAGGAAGGCCAGUGACUUCAGUGACUUCUUUGACCCUCAUGAUGUUAUGAUUGGCGUGUUCUCCUGGGAUACUUGUCGCAGGCUACCACACCCACACCCAGAGGAGAGGCAGGAGUCAGCAGCACUACCACCAGCAUCAGCAUCAUCAGCCUCAGCCACAAACACACUGCAGAAGAGCUCCUUGAAAGACUGCUAUGUCAGACUAGUGAGGAUUGAUAUCCAGGCCGCCCGUCACACAGCCAUGACAGACCAGGCUGACAAGGAGGCUCAGCAGACUUCCCCCUCUGACAACACCCCAGACAGCCCCACACAGCACCAGGCGACCCCAGAACAGUAUGAGGUAGAGCGUUCACCACUCAAGAGGAGAACGCGGCGAGGAAGACCAAGAAAAGCUUGUCUUGAUACAUCUGUUGAGUCCGGUGCCUUCAACCAAGAGGCCAAGCAGAGGCGCAGGAACACCAGGCAUGUGAAGAAGAGGAGGAAGAGUUUGGAGGUUGAGGUGGAGGAAGAGGAAGAGGAUGAACCUCUACAGAGAAAAAUAAGGCCGGUAUUUCCCAGUCAUAUAUCUAAGAGACAGCCGCGGGGAAGGAGGGGUGGCAGGGCGUGCCGUGGAAUUGCCAACUUCAAUGAAAGAAUGAAAGACGGCGUGUGUCGAGGUGUCAUGUCUUCCGAUGAUGAAGACGAGGCAGAAAACAAGUCAAAUGCCGGCCACUCGUCUGGCGAGGAGAGCCACCGCUCCGAGUGUCUCUUCUCCAUGACCAACACCACACCAGAGAAGGAACACAACACCAACAGCCGCAUGAGUGAGAGGCAGGAAACCACACACUCAAGCCACCCAGACCAGCCCACACAACAAGAACAAGCAGACUGGGACACAGCAAAAAGGCAGCCACAGACCCACACACCAAGAGGAAAGGGAAGACAGCCAGACAUAUACACCCCAUCACCAGAAGACUCAGAGGACACCACAACACUGAAGCAGGCAGAUAAGGACACCACAUUUCAAAGACACAGAGAAAUGAACAUAUCGGGACAUUUAGAGGACACAAGGAGGAGGGAAGGCAAGGAGACCACACCUAAGCCCCAGCAAGCCAGCACAUUAACAGGCAAGCCAAGCCAGCCAAGCCACCUCUCCAGACAAGAUAGUUACUGCCAGGCCAGCGCUCAGAAGUGUCCCUUGUUCGUCUCUCCUCCUUUAUCUGGCCAUUCUGUACGCUCUGAAAAGAAGGAGCCAUACAGUGUGCAUGAGGACGUGGACAUUGUGGUGUACAUUGAUGCGUUUGAGGAGUACCAUCGUCUGGGUGGGCGGGAGAUGUGGCAGGAGAUGGAGCACUACUUCAACCACAGACGCACCUGGCAGAGUCUGAAGGAAAGGUUUCGGAAGAGGAUAGCGCCCAACCUCUGUGUGUAUGUCAAGCUUGGCCUCAGCAGGAAGGUGGUUGACAGGAUGAAACACAACAUUGCUAUCGAGUAUGAGACAGGAAGGAGGCAGAGGAAGUCCCGCAAGCCCUUCACUGUGGAGGAGGACCGAGGAAUCCUUCACUUCAUCUCCUCCAACCAUCGCUUUCGGGAAGUUGGCGGGGUGAUAAUGUGGAAGGAGAUGGCCAGCAGUUGUUGUGAGCUGGACAACCACACCUGGCACAGUUUGAAGCAGAGGUUCCACAAGCAGAUUCUCCCCAACCUCCGCAAGUACAAGCUCUCCAGAAACACUGUGCUGCAGCUACAGAGCAAAAAACGAAUCCCCAAGCUGGACAGAGUGUCGGCAUCGGAGAGUGACUCAUCGCCCGACUACAUCAGGAAACGCAAGGGUUCGGCCACACCACAGCAGGAGGCAGCCACCAAGAGGAGAGCCAAGCAUAGGGACACCACCGACCUGGACUCUGAUUCAAGCUAUCCAGAGGUGCUUAGUCGCCCUAGACACACUUAUAAGUCGGGGAAGGAGUUGAAAGGGCGUUUGACUCAGGGAAAUAGGGUUUCUGUUCCCUGCACUUAUAAAUCCAAAAGGAAGUCCAGAAAAGUGAGAGAUGAAGAGAAAAGUGACACAAAUUUUCCUCCUUUGGUUUAUAGAUCCAAAAGUAAAUUAAGAAAAGUGAGAGAUAAGGAGGAAAGUGACACAGAUUCGCUUCCUCUCUCUUACAGAUCGAGAAGUAAGUCAGAACAAGUGAGAGAUGAGGAUGAAAGAGAAACAGAUGUCUUUAUUCCUAACACUCACUUGUUAGAGAGGUCAGGAAGAGUGAGAGGUGAAGGGGAGAGUGAGGGUGGCAAUGAUUCACCUCACAAAUCAAGGAAGAAGGAGAGAAGAGGGAGAGUAAGGGAAGAAUGUGAAGAAGAAAGUGACAAUGGUUCCAUUUCUCACACUCACAAGUCAAGGAAGGAGAAAAGAGAAAGAUUAAGAGAUGAAAGUGAAGGAGAAAGUGAUGAUGAGGCCAUUCUUUCCACUUACAAAUCCAAGAAGAAAGAGAAAGAGAGACAAAGAGAUGAUAGCGAAGAAGAAAACGAUCGCUUCAAUCCUCACACUCUUAGGUUUAAGAAGAAGAGAAAAAGAAGAAGCGCUGAAAAUGAAGAUGUAGAUGACCCCAAUCCUUACACUCACAAGUCAAAGAAGGAGAGAAGACAAAGAAUAAGCGAUAAAACUGAAGAAGAAAGCGACGAUGAUGAAGAUUAUGUAGACAACUCCAUGUCUCGCACUGGGUCAAAGAAAUCAAGGCGAGGGAGAGGAAGGGAUGAGAGUGAGGAGGGUAGUGAAGAUUCAGACCAUCCCUACUCUCUAGUCUACCCUCACCUCAAGAAAGGCAGGGGCAGGAGGCAACUGCUGGAGGUUGAGCACACAAUGGAGAUGUUUGAGCACACCAGGAAGCCACAGGAGAGGACAGAGAGAACAGAAAAUACCCCUAAAUCUAACCAGCGGAGUAUUAAAGAGUUCUUGAAGGCGGGAAGGAAAGGGACAUCUCACUCUAACAGCCUCACCAGAAGACACAGAGGCAGGGAGGAGGAGGAUGAGGAGGAGGAGGAGAUGGAUGAUGAUGAGGAGGAAGUGGAGGAGGCAGAAGAAGUAGAAGUGUUAGAAGAUGAAGUUGUUGCUCGUUUUCUAACACACCAAGAGUACAACAAACAUGAGAACAACACCACUAGCAACACCACCAAACACUGUAGCUUCUUAAAGAGUAUUAGAAAGCCUCUGUACUCCCAAGACUUCACUGCGGACAUCUCCCCCAAGACACCCUUCAGGAACAACACUCUACACAGCAGGAGACGCCUCACUAGGAAGGAACCAGAGGAGACUUCAGCCAUCGACACUGAGACAGAAGGGAAGGUAGACACAGUGGAGGACGAUGAUGGGGACAGCGUUCACUCCUUAACCCUCGACAUCAUGCCAGAUGUUAAGAAAAGGGUACAGGAGAGAAGGGAGAAGGCAAAUGUGUGUGAAAAAGACAUGAUGGAGGUUUUGGAGGAUGUACCAGAGAAGGAGGAGGAGGAGGAGGAGGAGGAGGACAUGCUGUCUUUAUCUCUUGACUUCAGUGUGGAGAGAAAUAAGUGCAGCCAGAGGAAGGUAACACAGGAGAGGGAAAAGAAGGAGGAUAUACCACAGGAGGUGAUAGAGGAAGAGGAGGAGGAUGUGUCAGUGGUAGAGGAAGAAGAGUUGGAGAAGGAAGAUGACAUGCCAGACAGAGUAAUAGAAGAACAUGAAGAGGAGGAGGAGGUGGAGGAAGUUAGUAUUGCAGAGGUGAUAGAGAAAGAUGAAGAAGAGGAGGAGGUGGAGGAGGAGAUACCACAGGAGGAAGUAGUGGAACAUGAGGUGGAGGAGGAGAAGGAAGACGAGAUACCACUGGAGGUAAUAGAGGAAGAUGAGGAGGAGAAGGAAGAUGAUAACCUCCAAGAGAAAUUAACACAAGAACAAGAGGAGAAAGAAGAAGAUAAGCAAAACAAGAUUCAAGAAGAAGAAAGGAGGAAGAAGGAAGAUGAUAAACAAAACAAGACUCAAGAAGAUGAAGGGAAGAAGGGAGACGAUAAGCCAAACAAAGUGACACAAGAACAUGAGGAAGAGGAGGAAGAUGAUAACAUCCCAAACAAAAUGCAAAAACAUGAAAAGGAGAAGGAACAUAAUACAUCAGUGGAAGUAAUAGAGGAAGAGAAGGAGGAGGACAUGCCACAUAAAGCACAAGAACAUGAGGAAGGAGGAGGAGGAGGCUGAUGAUGACCUCUAUGAAGUGACUGAGACACAAAUAAUGAAUGAAUUUAUAGAGAUGAAAAAAGAUGAUCAGCCUUCCUUGUCCUGUGAGGCUGUGGGCAGUGGCAAGGAGCAGAUGAGGAAGGAGGCCAGGGAGGAAGAGGAAGCAGAAGAGGAGGAGGAGGAGGAAGAAAA
Portunus trituberculatus (swimming crab) is the source of this 4881-nucleotide messenger RNA. Its product is annotated as trichohyalin-like. Gene Ontology annotation, cellular component: shelterin complex. The transcript is spliced from 12 exons. Bases 565 to 4710 code for a protein of 1381 amino acids. Gene Ontology annotation, molecular function: telomeric repeat DNA binding. Lineage: Eukaryota; Metazoa; Arthropoda; Malacostraca; Decapoda; Portunidae. The record is from RefSeq and is a predicted model, not a curated record. Gene Ontology annotation, biological process: telomere maintenance via telomere lengthening; regulation of DNA-templated transcription.